CACAUUGUUCCGCCAGUCUGCGAUCUACCGGCAAGGCAGUCACCUGCUCUGGACUCUUUUGGCCCUCUUAGUCCAGCGAAACCGACGACGCGUCCACCCAGCCUCCAGUAUGCGCGACAAGAGUCAGGAGCCCUGCUGCCUACCACUGAAGGAGGAGUUCCAGCGCUCCAAGUUCUCGCUGCAUCACGAUGAUCCUGGUGCCUUCUGCCGCUCGCAGUGGCAGAAGGGGGACCGCAACCUGAUCUGGCUCCUGUACCGUUGGAUCCUUGCGGCGUUCUUCGCUGGCGGAGUCAUUGGCAGCAUGGUGGACUCCUUUAACGGUGGGCGCUGGUUCAUAUAUCUGACUGAUUGGGGCUUCUCGCUGUGCUUCUACUGCUGCACCUAUGGCGCUGUGGUGGCCACGAUUUACUUCAUCAGACCCUCCUAUUUCGCUCCUGGAAGCCGGGCCUUAAAGAUUUACUGGAUAUCCCACUAUACUACUGUGGUGCUUGCCAUGUUGAUUACCUUGGUUUUCUGGGCUGCCCUCUAUCCGUCAAUGCCUGAAAUGGGGGCUGAGCUUUACAACUUGUGGGCUCAUGCCUUUAACUCGAUUUGCAUGAUCUUUGACUGCUUCAUGGUGGCCUUUCCAACCCGGAUCAUGCACUUUGUGUAUCCAUUUAUUGCUGGCAUCACCUAUGGCGUGUUCUCCUUGAUAUACUUUUGGUCCGGUGGAGUUGAUCCAAUGGGUAAUCGAUUCAUCUACUUCAUCUUGGACUGGGAGCGGCCGGGCCUGGCCAUUGGAACUGUUUGUGGAUGUGUGGUGCUGGUCAGUUGCUUCUGCGUGCUGGUAUUUGGUUUCUACAGAUUGCGCAUCUCGAUGCACGAAUGCUGCAGCAAAAAACCUGAGGAAAUUCCAGCAACGACAGCUCCACCUCCCAUAGAGCCAAGGCAAAUUGCUUAAAAAUUCUAGCUUCAAUGGGAGUUUUACCAAAGCAAUAGGAUGGGUAUUUGAUUUCCUCGUGGAAUUCUAAAGAUAGUCCUGCCGGCAGUGCAUUAAUUAUCCUAGCUUUUACAAUCUCUGCUAGAGAAGGUAAUGGCCUUUAUUUUAAACCUGAUCAAAAAUAUUUAUUAAAAAAAUAAAUUACUCCAA
Drosophila kikkawai is the source of this 1129-nucleotide messenger RNA. Its product is annotated as protein rolling stone. Gene Ontology annotation, cellular component: membrane. NCBI's taxonomy places the organism in Eukaryota, Metazoa, Arthropoda, Insecta, Diptera, Drosophilidae. The record is from RefSeq and is a predicted model, not a curated record.